This is a messenger RNA of Bactrocera tryoni, 734 nucleotides long. RefSeq names its product transmembrane protein 208. The record is from RefSeq and is a predicted model, not a curated record. Gene Ontology annotation, cellular component: intracellular membrane-bounded organelle. NCBI's taxonomy places the organism in Eukaryota, Metazoa, Arthropoda, Insecta, Diptera, Tephritidae. Gene Ontology annotation, biological process: vacuolar protein processing. Bases 143 to 667 code for a protein of 174 amino acids. The transcript has 4 exons.
CGUCACAAACGCUCGUACGCGUUGAACGAAUGACAUUUUGUACUUAACCAAUAAGAAAGAAGCAGAAUUAUUAUUCAGCCAAUUUUUAGUAGAAAGUAUUUUAAUUAAAAAUUUAGGUUUACAGAAUAUAAUUAAAAGAACAAUGGCGCCACAACAAAAGGGUAAACAAGGCACAAAAGGAGCAAAGCAGAUUGUGGAGGAAAAUAAGGCCACACUGAAGUUCUACAGAAACAUGGCUCUUGGUAGUACCGCAGCCAUGGUGUUGUUAAACUUGGUAUUUUUUGGACUCAGUAAAGUAACAGUGCUUAUGGGCAUCAUAGCCGUACUAAUCUUAGCGGGUGCCGUUCAAUUCAUGGUUUUCAUGUCAAGACCAAAAUACUCUGAAAAUGGUAGCAUUCUUGAUUCUGGAAAUGACUUGAAUAUGGAGGGCGGUAUAGCUGAAAAUGUAAAAGAUCUGAUAAUAUUAACAUCUGGAACAAUUCUCUUGUCCUUAUUAUCUAAUUACUUUUGGUACCUUUUACUCUUGGCGCCGCUGCGUGGUCUUUGGAUGUUGUGGGGCAGCGUUAUACAGCCCUGGCUAUCGCAGCGUAAUGCCGCUGACCAAGAACCCGAAUUAGAUGAGAAAAAACAACGUAAACUUGAACGUAAAAUGCGUCGUAUGAGAUGAAGACGCUAAAGUCGACUAAAAUGGACAUUUAUUUACACAAUGCCCAUAGAGGCUCUCAAAGUCAAAA